This is a messenger RNA of Pistacia vera, 3535 nucleotides long. Its product is annotated as ent-kaur-16-ene synthase, chloroplastic-like. Gene Ontology annotation, molecular function: terpene synthase activity; magnesium ion binding; protein binding. Gene Ontology annotation, cellular component: chloroplast. Gene Ontology annotation, biological process: gibberellin biosynthetic process. The coding region runs from base 1 to 3450 and encodes 1149 amino acids. Lineage: Eukaryota; Viridiplantae; Streptophyta; Magnoliopsida; Sapindales; Anacardiaceae. The record is from RefSeq and is a predicted model, not a curated record. The transcript is spliced from 19 exons.
AUGGCAAGGUGUAUGAUUGUAGAGAAAAAGUUGUCAAAGAUGUUUUGGGCUGAAGUUGUCAACACAGGGGUCUAUAUUCUCAAUAGACUCCUAACCAAGGCUAUCAAGAAUCAGACUCCAUUUGAAGCCUGGAGUGGGGUCAAACCUGUAGUGAGUAAUCUCAAGGUGUUUAGGAGCAUUUGCUAUGCGAUGGUUCCAGCAGACAAGAGGACCAAGUUGGAUGAAAAAAGUAGAAGUAUGAAUCUUUAUAAGGAAGAUAAGAAGAUUGAUGAAGAAUUCAUACCACAACAGCCAACUGAAGACCUGACUGAUAAGGCAGAAACUGAAGAGGAUGAAGAGUUCUUGGUUAGAGGGACUAGAACUUUGGCUGAUGUGUAUGCAAGGAGCAAUAUGGUUGUGCUUGAACCAGGGAACGACACUGAAGCUGCAAGAUCAGAGGCUCGGAGAAAUGCAAUGCAAGAGGAGCUAUCAAUGAUAGAAAAGAAUAACACCUGGGAACUUGUUGAUAGACCUAGAAAUAGAAAAGUGAUCCGAGUGAAGUGGAUUUUCAAGAAGAAACUUAAUCCUGAUGGAUCAGUCCACAAAUACAAGGCAAGGCUAAUGGUUAAGGGGUUUGCACAGCAACAAGGGGUGGAUUUUUCAGACACUUUUGCUUCGGAGGCCAGGCAUGACACUAUCAGGAGAUUCCUUGGUAUGGAGAUAGAUCAGUCUAGUGAUGGGAUUUUUGUGUGCCAAGAAAGGUAUGCAAAUGAAGUUCUUAAGAAGUUUGGCAUGGAGAAUUGCAAACCAGUGGACACUAUAUUGGUUCCCAAUAUGAAGUUAAGCAAAGAUGAUAGUGCAAUGAGAGUGGAUGAGGGGUUCAUGAGCAAUCAGAGUGAGUUGCAUUUGAGGGCAGCUAAGAAGGUAUUGAGGUAUGUGAAAGGGAACACCAUGUUUGGUAUUUGGUUUAAAAAAUCAGAGAACCUGGAGUUGCUAGGGUAUACUAAUAGUGAUAGGGGUGGAUCUCUUGAUGACAUGAAGAGCACCUCUGGUUAUGUGUUUUACAUAAAUUUAGGUACAAUUUGUUGGCUGUCAAAGAAACAAGAGACUGUGGCUCAGUCUACAGUAGAAGCAGAGUAUAUAUCUACUGCUGUAACUGUGAACCAAGCCAUAUGGCUUAAAAAAAUUCUUAUUGACUUGAAGCAAAACCAAGGAAGUCCAACUUUGAUCUUGUGUGACAACCAAUCUGCAGUUGCCAUGGCCAAAAACCCUAUACUUCACGACAGAACCAAGCACAUUAACACAAAGUUUCAUGUUGUGAGGGAAGCUCAAUAUAAUGGUGAAGUUAGUUUAAUUCAUUGUAGGGGUGAAAAUCAAAAUGCUGAUAUUAUGACCAAAGCAUUGUCCAAAGCCAAAACUGAGGCAUUUCUGGGGAUUGAGAAGAUUUAUGAAAAAGGAGUUUCUGAUUAUCUGUCUGUCUCACUUUGGUGUGACUACUUGAGAUUUGGGCAAGAAUGUGAUCCAUCUAUACGUGAAUUUUCACCUGAUGGUAUUGCAAAGGCAAGAAAUCUAUUCGAGCAUGCUAUAACUGCUACUGGUUUGCAUGUUGCUGAAGGGAAUGUUGUGGGCCUCUUUGCUGGCAUGAAUUACUCAUCCAAGCGUGCUUUAGUAGACUACACAGUUAAGAAAUUGUGUUUGCCUAUAUUCAGGCUGUACAUCAGAAUAGCAUAUGUUUCUGAAGGAAUGGGGAAAUUACAGGACUGGGAAAUGGUCAUGAAAUUUCAAAGAAAGAAUGGUUCACCGUUUAAUUCGCCAUCCACAACAGCUGCUGCUGUUUCUCACCUUCAGGACGCCAGUUGUCUUCAUUAUCUCCGCUCAGUCUUAGAGAAGUUUGGAGAUGCAGUUCCAACAGUUUAUCCUUUCGACUUUUAUGCUCGUCUUUUUAUGGUUGAGAGUCUUGAAAGUUUGGGAAUUGAUCAACAUUUCAAGAACGAAAUCAGAAGAGUAUUGGAUGAAACAUAUCGAUGCUGGCUGCAGGGAGAGGAAGAGAUACUUUUAGAUCCUGCUACUUGUGCAAUGGCAUUCCGGCUGUUACGUGUUAAUGGUUAUAAUGUCUCUUCAGAUCCAUUAACUAAAUUCUCCGAAGAAGAUCAGUUCUUCAGGUCACUUGGAGGAUAUUUGAACGACCUUAGUGCUGUCCUGGAGUUAUAUAAAGCAUCACAGAUUAUGAUACAUCCAGAUGAAUUAAUUCUCGAGAAACAAAAUUUAUGGACUCGUCGUUUUCUAGGACAAAAAUUAUCUAGUGGUUCAGUUCAUUCAGAUAGACUUGGUAAACAUGUCAGCAAACAGGUGGAAUAUGCGCUUAAGUUUCCCUACCAUUUACAAUUGGAUCGUGUAGCACACAGGAGAAGUAUGGAGAACUACUCUGUUGAUGGUACAAGGAUUUUAAAAACUUCAUAUCGCUCUUUGAAUAUUGGCAACAAAUACUUCCAAAAACUAGCAGUUGAUGAAAUUAACAUCUGCCAAUUAAUAUACCGUGAAGAACUUGAACAUCUUGAGAGGUGGGUUGUUGAGAAUAGAUUGGACAGGCUAAAAUUUGCGAGGCAGAAGAUGCCCUAUUCUUUCUUCUGCGGGGCAGCUACUCUCUUCUCUCCUGAAUUAUCCGAUGCCCGCAUAUCAUGGGCCAAAAAUAUUGUGCUUACAUUUGUUGUUGACGACUUCUUUGAUGUUGAGGGUUCCAUUGAGGAACUUGUAAAUCUUGUAGAAUUAGUUGAGAAGUGGAAUUUAGAGGAAGAUAUCAAGUUUUGUUCUGAAGAAUAUAAGUGCAUUAUUUCAGUUCUGAAAAAUCUAUAUUGUGAGAUGGAAGACAAAGGAUUUACGUGGCAAGGACGUGAUCUGACAACUCACGUCGCUGAAAUUUGGUUGAAUUUGCUGAAGUCUCAGUUGAAGGAGGCUGAGUGGUUGAGAAACAAGUCACUUCCGACAGUGGAUGAAUAUAUAGAAAAUGCAUGCGUAACAUAUGCCUUAGGGCCAAUAGUCUUUCCUACCAUGUAUUUAGUUGGGCCUAAGCUUCCCGAGGAAUUGGUUACACAUCCUGAAUUUCAUAAACUAUAUAAGCUUGCAAGCAUCUGCGGGCGUCUACUCAAUGAUAUCCAAAGUUUAAAGAGAGAAUGCAAGGAAGAAACACUGAAUGCUGUGUCGUUGCAAACGAUUCACAGUAAAGGUGUUAUUGCAGAAGAAGAGGCCAUUGAAAAUUUGAGAAGUGUUGUUAACAGCAGUAGGCGAGAGCUACUGAGAUUAGUGUUGCAAGAAAAGGGAAGCAUAAUUCCAAGACCUAUCAAAGAUUUGUUUUUGAAAACUAGCAAAUCAUCUCAUUUAUUUUACAUGGAAGAUGAUGGAUUCACUUCCGAUAGCAUGAUGAAUUUUGUCAAUGAUCUUAUUCAAGAACAACUAUGUGUUAAUAAAUUGUAGGAAUAAACAAUGUAAAUCCAAACGUCAUGUCAAAUUUAUCGAUCUUUAGAGGGAAUAAGAGGAAGAGAAGUUUUUUUAUUAGCCA